UCCCAAUAACACACGAGGAUGAAUUUCCGAAACAAGAAAAGAGACCAAUAUCGUGGUCAUAAAGGAAAGAUAUUGCGUAAAAAACUGUAUGAGAAUAAAAGAUCAAAUCAUGAAACAAUAGACGAUGAAAUAAAAUCUUUGGAACUUUCCAAGCAAAAGUUUGAUUCUUCUAAAUGUGAAAAGUUUGAAGACUUCCCAAUAUGCAAGAAAACAUUGAAAGGUUUGACAAGCAGCAAGUUUAUGAAGCCCACAGACAUUCAACGAGAGGCAAUUGGCCUGGCACUGAAUGGCAAUGAUAUUUUGGGCGCAGCAAAAACUGGCUCAGGGAAAACACUUGCUUUCAUUAUCCCGAUUUUGGAGCACCUGUACAGUGAGAAGUGGUCGCAGAAUGAUGGUCUGGGUGCUCUGAUUAUCUCCCCAACCCGGGAACUCGCUUUCCAGACGUUCGAGGUGCUUAAGAAGAUUGGCAAGUUUCAUGACUUCUCCGCAGGGCUCGUCAUUGGCGGAAAGCCGUUGAAAGAGGAAGCUGGAAGAAUCAACAGGACGAACAUAGUUGUUUGUACACCCGGACGACUGCUACAACACAUGGAUGAGACAACAUACUUCAAUGCUGACUCCCUGCAAAUAGUUGUGUUGGAUGAGGCUGACCGUAUACUAGACAUGGGCUUUUCACAAACAAUGAACGCCAUCAUAGAAAACCUGCCCGCUGAGAGACAAACACUGCUGUUCUCCGCAACACAGACAAGGUCAGUGAAGGACCUGGCUCGAUUGAGUCUCACUGACCCAGUGUUUGUUUCCGUGCACGAGAACGCCACCAAUAGUACACCUGAACAGCUGGAACAGAGCUACAUGGUGUGUGAGCAGCAUGAGAAAUUGAACCUGCUGUGGUCGUUCCUGAAGAACCAUCUACAGUCCAAGAUACUGGUCUUCCUCACUUGUUGUAAAGAGGUCAAGUAUGUUUAUGAGGCAAUGCGUAGACUGAGGCCGGGAAUCCCAGUGAUGGCGCUGCACGGCGGGCUGCCCCAGUUACGGCGGGUUGAGGCGUACAACCAGUUUGUCAAUAAACAGAGGGCAUGUCUGUUUGCCACUGACAUAGCAGCCAGGGGGCUAGAUUUCCCGGCAGUGAACUGGGUAGUACAACUAGACUGCCCUGAGGAUGCGAACACUUACAUUCACCGCGCUGGUCGCACUGCACGAUAUGAAAAAGAUGGACAGGCCUUACUUGUCCUUUUGCCAUCAGAGGAGGAAGCCAUGGUCAAACAACUCAACGACAAGAAAAUACCCAUCGAGAAAAUAAGAGUGAAUCGGAAGCGCUUAUACAGCAUCCAGGCCAAAAUGGAGUCUAAUUGUGCCGCCGAACCUGAAUUGAAGGAAGCUGCGCAAAGGGCAUUCAUGACGUACCUGAAGUCUGUGUAUCUCAUGAGCAACAAGAAGGUGUUUGAUGUCCAUGCUAUCGACCUUGAGCCAUUUGCAAGAUCACUUGGAUUAGCCAUUGCUCCAAAAAUCAGAUUUCUUAAGAAAGACCAGAAGAGAAAGGAAGAACAAGCACUUAAACAGACUGUAGUUGAACAGAAACUAGCCAAAAAUGCACAGAAAAAGCCCCAGUCAGAGGAGAGCUCUUCAGAGUCUGACAGUGGAGGGGAGGAAGGUACAUGUAGUGAAAGUGACUCUUCAGGAAGUGAGGUGAACUCUUCAAAGGAAAUUGAAAAGAAGGUGGAAAAUGGAGAUUCAGACUCCAGUGAAGAGUCAGACUUAGAAAAUGAAGCAAGAACUUCAAAUGAAAAGAAGUUAACAAAAUUAAAACAAAAAGAUAAACCUGAAAUUAAUUUAAAGAGUGUCAAACAAACUGAGAGUGUUAGUAAACUUCAGAAAGUAAAUAAAUUAAGUACAAAAAAGAGUAAUAAAGAGCUAGCAGACUCUGAUGAAAGUAGUGAAUCAGACGACAGUGAAAGUGGGGAAUCUAGUGAUAAUGAAAGUGACUCAGAUGAUUCAGAAAAGCUAAAGGCAUUAAAAGCAGGAAAGACUGAAAGCUUCAGUUUUGAUGUUGAUGAGGAUGAUGAGCUGUUUAAAGUGAAGAAAGAUGUGGAUAUUGAUGAAAUACUUGGAGUUCUGCCGGAGGAGUCCAACGAAGAAAUGUUCUCAAAGAAAUCAUUGAAGAAGGCCAAGAAGAUUGACAAGGAAGCUUUGGCGAGGAAGUUACAGAAGAAGAAGAUAUUUGUCAACAGCAAGAUUGUGUUCGAUGAGGAGGGAGAACCUGAGGUAGACCCCAACAAAGGCUCCAACGUUGACAUAGAAACAGGGGACGCCGGGGGCAUCAAUAUUGCUCUUGCAAAGAAACGUAUGGAGGCCGAGGAUGUUAUAGAUAAACAGACAUACCGACAGAAGAUAAAACAGAAACAUAGGGAGGAGAGAUUGAAGAAGAAAGAUGAGAGGAGAGCCAACAACAAGAGGGCGGCCAACAACAGUGAGGAUGAGGAGGUUCAGGCAGUGCUGGGCUCCAGUGAUGGCGAGGAUAAAGCUGAUCCUCUGUCCUUCAUACCCGACCCAGACGAAAUAUAUGGUGCACGUGGUUCGGACGAGAGUUCUGCAGAAAGCUAUGAUGAUGCGAGUCCUCCGGUGAGCAAGAAAAGGAAAAUUCAGGACAAAUUAUCAGGGAGGAAGCAGAACACUGCUGAGUCAUCCAGUGACAGUGGUGAUGAAAGUGAUGAUGUCAUCAAUUCUGAUGAUGAUGUCAGCAGUUCCGGUGGUGAUGUCAUGGACACUGAGCUCUCGUUGAAAGAUGAUGAAGCAAUUGCUUUGAAGUUGUUACAAGGGAUUUAAUAUUGCAAUUAACUGUUACUCUAAUAUUAAUAUCUAAAUACACUCAACAAAAUUAAUUAAGGGUCACUUAUUAAAAUAGACGUUUUCACAGUCAGAUUUCAUUUAAACUUGUACAUAAUUAUACCCUUAUAUAUAAGCAGUCAUCGAAAUUAGACUUUCAUAUGAACAUGCACAAAUUCUUAUCCUAUUGCAUGGCAUAAUUUUUUUAACAAGCCCUGCUUUAUGAAAUUCAGAAUUUGAGCAAGCCCACACAACAUUUUACCUGUGCAGGGCUUAACAGCUUGUGUUAAUUUCGACCACUGUUCGGUAGAUUUCUUUUUACUGACCUAUUGCUUUUCUCAAUAUUUCAGUAAGCAAUUGUUCAGACUGGUGCUUAUCAUAAAUCAGUUGUUUGAUAUCAAUUUGUCAGCUAUUUUAAAGGUGACCCCUUCUUUAUUUUGUUUAAUGUAUAUUGUUAAAAUUGGUAUGUGAAGACAAAUAAAACGGUAUAAAGCAUU
Molecule: messenger RNA, 3317 nt
Organism: Mya arenaria
Lineage: Eukaryota; Metazoa; Mollusca; Bivalvia; Myida; Myidae
Product: probable ATP-dependent RNA helicase DDX10
Exons: 18
Coding region: 19-2820 (933 amino acids)
Biological process (GO): rRNA processing
Cellular component (GO): nucleus
Molecular function (GO): RNA helicase activity; ATP binding; nucleic acid binding
Source: RefSeq, a predicted model, not a curated record